This is a messenger RNA of Hemiscyllium ocellatum (epaulette shark), 3210 nucleotides long. RefSeq names its product neurotrophin-4-like. Bases 372 to 1100 code for a protein of 242 amino acids. Lineage: Eukaryota; Metazoa; Chordata; Chondrichthyes; Orectolobiformes; Hemiscylliidae. Gene Ontology annotation, molecular function: growth factor activity; nerve growth factor receptor binding. The transcript has 2 exons. Gene Ontology annotation, biological process: neuron projection morphogenesis; memory; regulation of neuron differentiation. The record is from RefSeq and is a predicted model, not a curated record.
UACACCACCUUCCAAAGCAAAACAAAACCCCACACAAGUUGCAAAUUCUUCUCCAGUGUUGGAAGGACAGAGUUGUGGGGGGUGUCGGUGUGUCCCCUGUGUGAAGGAUGCAUUGGUGGCUGUGGUCCGCAGCAUUUCGACCAGACUCGAUUCGACUUCACAGCCGUGGACAUGGAACACCUCGGCCACUUCACCCCACAGGACUGACAGAGCAAUCGGAUCGAUUCUAAUCGACUCAUUGGAGGUUCAGGACUCCGAGGAAGCUCGACGCUAAAGCGAGUCUGUAUUUUCUAUCUGAUACACACAUCCAAAAGCCAAGCCUCGUUUGCUGUUAGAACAACUCCCAGACGGUCUGUGAGGUGAGCACAGUAAUGGUCACCUUCCUUUACGCGAUGGUCAUUUUGUAUGUUGGAAGCUUGAAGGCCGCCCCAUUGCAAUCGAACAGCACGGCGCAAGGCCAGGGAGCCCUGGGCGAGGCGCUGGCCCGUGACCUGCGACUCAGCGAGGAUGAGACGGAUGGCGACAGCUACUCCCUGGACGAGGUGCUGGGCGAGGUGGCGACCCUUGGGCCCGAGGCCUCAGGGAAGGAGUGGGACCUGUACUCUCCGCGGGUGACCUUGGCCGCCCAGCCUCCUGGUGUCCCACCUCUGCUCUUCAUCAUGGAGGAGACGCUGGGCCGGGCAGAGAUGGCGAACCGGACGGUGCGGCUGAAGCGGCAGGCCCCGAGCCCGGGCGCCGGGGGGGUUGACCCUUCCCGGAGGGGCGACCUGUCGGUGUGCGACAGCGUCAGUCGCUGGGUAACGGACCGCCGGGCGGCAGUAGACGUCCAUGGUAAGACGGUCACCGUCAUGAUCGACGUGCCUACCUCCACUGGGCCCCUCAAGCAAUACUUCUACGAGACGAAAUGCAAUGAGCGAUCCUCAACGGCACAGGGUGGGUGCAGGGGUGUUGACAAGAGACACUGGAUCUCCGAGUGCAAGACCAAACAGUCUUACGUCCGCGCCCUCACUAUGGACACUCAGAAACGGGCGGGUUGGCGCUGGAUACGCAUUAACACCUCUUGCGUUUGCACAUUAAUUAACCGGACUGGCAGAAUAUGACCGAGCCUUACCCCCGCUCCUGUCUAUCCCCUUCCCCCUCGUCUAUUGGUGUUAUCUAUGUGUUUUUUUUUUGUAAAUAUAUAAAAUAUAUAAAUUAUUUCACUUAAGUUUAUGGAUUGCAUGUACAAAAACAAACCUGAAAAGGACCUUUAUACUUUGAACGAUUGUAUUUAUUAAUCCUGAAUUUGCAUAUUGCAACUGUUGUAUUAACUUAUUGUAUCUGAAAUAUAUUGUUCUUGGGGAAACCGCAACGUGCGAUCACGGGCGCUUUCAGUUUUUCAGGGAGCCAACGCAGACAGACGCGUCAAAAACCCGAAAGAGCGGCGGAAAUCAGAAGCAAUAUCAGAAAUUGCUGGAAAAGCUCAGCAGGUCUAACAGCAUCUCUCGAGAGAAAUCAGAGUUAACAUUUUGGGUCCAGUGACCCUUCGUCAAGAAGGAGACAGACUGAGAGGUUGACAGGCAAGAUGUAGAGGGAUGUGGGUGAUGCAGGGGCAGAUGGGAUUGGAUUAGGAGGGCAUCAAACAGGCACAAUGGACCAAAGGGCCUGUUCUUGUGCUGUACUGUCCCGUCCUGGGGUCACAAUGUCAUCAGGAGAUUUUGCCAGAUCUAUUUGCCUUGAGGGUGAAUCAUAGAAUCCCCACAAUGUAGAAGCAGGUCGUUUGGCCCCUUGAACCCAUACCACCCCUCCAAAGAACAUUGCCCCCACACUCACCUGAUCCCUGCCCCUUGUAUUUCCCGUGGCCAACCUACCUAUCCUGCACAUCACUGGACACUAUGCGCAAUUUAGCAAGGCCAAACCUCCUCACUUCACAUCUUUAGACUGUUGGAGAAAACCCACACAGAUAUGGGGAGAAUGUGCAAACUCCACACAGUCACCAGAGGGUGGAAUCAAACUCAGGUCCCUGACGCUGUGAGGCAGCAGUGCUAACCACUGAGCCACAUUCUCACCAAAGCACAGAUACGUGGGAACAUAGGAGCAGCAGUAGGCCAUCCAGCCUCUUCCAAUCUCUUUUCUUGUUUAUUUGGAAUGAGGGUAUUGCUGACAAGGCCAGAGUUUAUUGCCUAUUGGGUAGUUAAGAGUCAGCCACAGAGAAAAAAACCAAAUAGCUAUAUAUACUGGAAAUCAGAAAUUGCUGGGAUAACCCAGCAGGUCUGUGAAGAGAAAGCAAAAUUAACAUUUCAGGUCCAGUGACCUCUCUUCAGUGUCAACCAUAUUGCUGUGGGUCUGAGGUCACGUGUAGGCCAGACCAGAUAAGGAUGGAAGUUUCCUCCCUGAAGAACACUAGUGAACCAGAUGGGGUUUUCUUGACAACUGAUUCAUGGUCAUCAUUAGAUUCUAGACUCCUGAUUGUUAUCAAAUUCAAAUUCCAGCAUCUACCAUAACUUGAACACAGGUCCCCAGAAUAUUAUUUGGAUCUCUGGAUUAAUAGUCCAGUGAUAAUAUCACCCCUCACUAUGUUCACAGCUGACCAUCACAUCUUUCAAAGAACAGAAACUGGACUUGGAACAUUAACUUUGUUUCUGUCUGUCUUCUCUCUCUCUCUUCAUAGAUGCUACCAGAUCCGCUGAGUUUCUCCAGCAAUUUCUGUUUUUAUUUCUUCCAGCCCUUGCUAAUAUCUAUACAAAAAGCAAAAUAUGGUAGUUACUGGGAAUUCUGCAAUAAAACGUGAGAGUGCUAGAGAAACUCAGCAUCUGUGGGGAGAGAAACAGAAUUAACUUUUCGAGUCCAAUGUAACUCUCAUGCCAUUCUGAGCAGGGGUCACUGGACUUGAAACAUGAACGCUGGUUUCUGUCUUCAUAGAUGCUCCUCAACCUAUUAAUUUUCUCCAGCAAUUUCUGUGUUUGUUUCAGCACCUGGUUCCCACUUUUCCUCCAUACACUUUGAUCCCUUUAGCUGUAAGUAUUAUAUCUUGAAAACAUUCAAUGUUUUGACCUCAACCACUUUCUGUGGCAGAGAAUUAUACAGGCUCCCCACUCUCUGGGUGUAGACAUUUCUCCUCAUCUCAGUCUGAAAUGGCCUACCCUGUAUCCUUAAUCUGUGACCCCUGGUUCUGGAGCAGGGUUAGAGGUCAGAGGUUAUUUAAAUAAAGGACAGCAGAUUCCGUUUAGA